Nematostella vectensis (starlet sea anemone) is the source of this 1230-nucleotide messenger RNA. RefSeq names its product F-box/LRR-repeat protein 15. Bases 7 to 945 code for a protein of 312 amino acids. Gene Ontology annotation, molecular function: protein binding. Lineage: Eukaryota; Metazoa; Cnidaria; Anthozoa; Actiniaria; Edwardsiidae. The transcript has a single exon. The record is from RefSeq and is a predicted model, not a curated record. Gene Ontology annotation, cellular component: SCF ubiquitin ligase complex. Gene Ontology annotation, biological process: SCF-dependent proteasomal ubiquitin-dependent protein catabolic process.
UCCGUGAUGGUAACACUCUCGGGUCCCCUGAUCGAUUCCAAGAUGGAGGACAUUGUUAGAAGUCGUGCUGAAUUUUUCGAUCUCCCAUGGGAAGAUGUAGUGUUUUCACAUAUUCUCUCGCACCUCAAGCUAUCUCAGGUAUUCCUUUUGCGUCGGGUUUGUCGAACGUUCCAUGAAAUGUGCUCCGUGUAUUUUAAAACGAGCUCGAGUUUGGACUUCAGUGGCGAAACAAGGUUGACUUCAGAAGCUCUGCGGAUAAUUACUCGAGAAAAUAUAAGUUUGCAAAAGCUUGUACUUAAAAACUGCAAGAACCCUUUAAAAGAGGAUGCAUUGAAGGAUAUUCUUCAGAGAAAUCCACGUCUCAUAGUGCUUGAUCUAAGUGGUUGCUCUACUCUUACUAAUCUUACAUCUUUCACGAUUGCCGAGUUUUGCCCUUUAUUGAAAGAAAUUCGAUUGUCAGAGUGUCGAUGGGUUUCCCCAGAUGGGAUAAUCCAAGUGUCCUUGUGUUGCAAAGACUUAGAAAUCGUCGAUUUAACAGGAUGUUGGGAAAUAACUGAUCAUUCCGUGUGCUCUCUCGCGUCAUUUUGCAACAAACUUAAAGUCAUUCUUCUUAAUGGCUGUUACAGCAUAAGCGAUGACUCUGUCCGGGCCAUUGGCCGUUUGUGUCCGAGUUUAACAGAUCUUGGACUAUGCGGAUGUUGGCGUGUCUCAAACCCGGCUAUAUCCCAUAUUGGGGAAUAUUGUAGCAAGCUUAAGUUCCUGGCUGUUAAAGACUGUAGGGACGUAACCGAGGCCAGCCUUGCGAGGUUGCGGGCGCGAGGAGUUGAGGUUGAUAUCGCUAAACCAAUGGGUCGAUACUCUGGCCUGUUGCCGCUUCAUAUGCACCAUGUGCCCAUGCCAGAAUAUGCACACUGGAAUGUGCCUUCUUUUAAUUUGAAUACUUGAAUCUUGAUGUAAGCAGAACACUAUUAAGGGGAUAUCAUAAAAUAUCAUAGCGAACUUUUUAUAACCAUAGUAAGUCAAGACUUUUUGUAUGUCACAAUACCCUAAUUCUAGCAGGUUUCUUAUGUAAGAUCAUGUAAUGAAACGAGUUGGGGCCAAAACAAAUGCUUGGUGAUGUUUUAAUAUUUAAGUUUAUUAUUCAUUUUCAUAAAUCAUAUUGAUUGUAAUGUACACAAUUAUAAGACAACUGUCAAAUUUUAAAAAGAUAAAAAUCAUCAUCAUACACAA